Messenger RNA from Diabrotica balteata, 1629 nucleotides. Lineage: Eukaryota; Metazoa; Arthropoda; Insecta; Coleoptera; Chrysomelidae. The record is from the annotation of a GenBank genome assembly.
AUGUCCCAUUUAUUAGCUGUUGAUAAAAAGAAUGUCCAACAUUCAGCUAAAGCUGUUUUGAACGAUACAAUGAGGAUUAUUUGGGCGUUCCAUAAGGACGAACCUCUUGGUGGAGCAGUAGGUCCAAAAUCGCUAGGUCAACACGAAAUCGGUAAUAGAGGAAGUCAAUCCUUGUACCUGGUUCAAAGAGCAGACCAAGAUACGCCUGGGCCAGAAGAAACUGCACGAGUUUGGGAGUUGAGGAAUCCCGCUAUUGAACCACCGGCUCCUGGUGAAUCCAUUUAUUGGUGUAGAAUUUUCAAAAUUCCUUCGAUCACAAGAAAGCAUCAUUUAAUUAGGUAUGAACCACUUCAAGGUAUCAAUGGAGGAAAUGGGCUUCAGCACGUAGUCCUCUAUGAAUGCCAGGACAAUAGCAACAUCGAAAAACUAGCAGAUACACCGGGACGCCAAUGCUACGACAGCCAUUCCCAGCCAUUUUCAUGUAACACAGUUGUCGCCAGCUGGGCAAGGGGAUCUGAGGGAUUUAGUUUUCCACCUGAGGCCGGUUAUCCUCUAGAUUCCCAAAAUUCAAGAUUUUAUCUACUGGAAACGCACUAUCAAACACCUUUAGAUGGAAGUAUGGGGGCUUUGGAUGGGUCUGGUUUAAGAUUGUACUACACCCCAGAGCUCAGAAGACACGACGCUGGAGUUAUCUCUAUAGGAAUGGACCCUAAUUGGAGACAUAUUAUUCCUCCUGGUCAACAGAAAGUUGUGUCAUCUGGACACUGUGUUUCUGCAUGUACUCAGCAAGCGUUUCCUCAUGGCGGCAUUAAUAUGUUCGCGGUUGUGAUGAAGACCCACAAAAUCGGCAAACAAGUAGCGUUGAAGCAUAUUCGCGGGGGUGUUGAACAGCCUCCCAUUGCUAGUGAUGACAAUUUGGACUCCGAUUACCAAGAAUACCGAAAAUUAGGUGUGCCAGUGCGUAUCCUACCUGGAGAUCAUUUGAUUACUCAGUGUACCUAUAAUAGUUCCGGGAGGACUGCUAUUACGCUCGGUGGUUUGAAUAGUCGCGAAGAAACGUGCUUAGUGAUGGGGUUGUAUUAUCCCCGACAAAAGUUCCUUGCAGCUUGUCAUAGUUUACCUAGCUUACCUACAGUUCUUCAUUCGUUGGGGAUCCAAGAACUUAGUCCCGGAUCUAAUCCUGUGAGAAUAACAGCACCACCUGAGCUAGCAGGAAUGACUUUGGAAACACGGUUAGUAUCCUACGACUGGGACAACCAGUUCCAAAGCUUUCAAGAUGCGACGAUGAAGGGUUCCUUUAAACCUUUGUGCUGGACUUCCCAAGCGACUCUCCUACCGGACACCGAUAAAGAAUCCCACUAUCCCAACAUAUCCAGACCAUAUGUAAAGAAUGUGAUCGAUCAGUGCAACUACAGAAAAUACAGCACGGAAGGUUGGCCAGGUGGUACACCAUUGAUCGAACUUGAUGGUAACCACAUAGAGGGAGCGGCACGAAGCAAAGUCUCUCGUAGCAGUAGUCCCGCAGUAGAAGAAUCCCUUGGACUGAGCAGGUUCAACUCCGCACCUGCUCAAUCUGUACAUAGUGUCGUUAUAGUGCUAUCAGUAUUCCUCGUGUGGUUUAAUCGCUGA